Messenger RNA from Nerophis lumbriciformis (worm pipefish), 5571 nucleotides. RefSeq lists its product as uncharacterized. Lineage: Eukaryota; Metazoa; Chordata; Actinopteri; Syngnathiformes; Syngnathidae. The record is from RefSeq and is a predicted model, not a curated record.
CUAUGGUGACCAGACAAGGGAGUGAAAAGACAGAAACUAAACAAAACAUGAUAAUACAGACAUGACACAAUUAGCAUUAAAUUAGAGCUACUUUGACUAUAAACCAGUCCAAAUGAAAAGAAAAAUCAACACAAAGUGAUUCAAAAGGUUUCUAGGAGGAAGGCUGAUGUUCUUAAUUAAAUGCACCUGUUGGUAAAGGUUCUCUUAGUUGCCCCCCCAAAAAUAUAUCCUUAACUCUUUGUAGUAAAAAUAUAUUAAGUUCCAGUCCAAAUGAAAAGAAAAAAAGCAACACAAAGUGAUUCAAAAGGUUUCUAGGAGCAAGGCUGAUGUUCUUAAUUAAAUGUACCUGUUGGUAAAGGUUCUCUAAGUUGCCCUCAAACAAAUAUUUCCUUAAAAAAACUCUUUGUAGUAAAAUAUAUAAGUUGAGAUGACAAUACAAUUAGUACAGGCUUUUUGUGAAAACAACAUUGAUAAAACAUGCUUAUUUUCCGAGCUAUACUUAGCUUAGCUUAGCUUCUCCAGCUAAUCAGGUCGAAUUAGUUAUCGUGCUAUGCUAACUCACAAGACGUAAUGAGCUUACCUAAUUUUUUGGCUUAACUUGGUUAUGACCAAAUUGUUCUUGUACAAAUGAUAGUCAAUCAACUCCAUUUAUAAGAAAGAUGUGCUUACCUUUUGGUUCAAACAGCUUAUUUUCGUAUCCCAUUAGUCGACAUCUCCUGCAGACAAACCACCUUUGUUAUGGGGACCAGGUGGAAGUGAUUAACUAUACACGGAAGAGGUAUGAGCAGAACAGCGAGUGCAGUACCAGCUACAGCCCGAUGAGGGGGCUGCUGUGCAAAUGUCUUAACACUCAAACUAACCAGUAAACAUGUUUUAUGGGCCAAAGCUUAAAAAUCACUUAGGCAUCUUCAGAAUGGAUCUGACUAUUAUUUAAAAAGGUUUCUCUUUAGGGGACCUGUUUUUUGUCCCCAUACCGUCAAAGGUCCCCUAAAGGUGACUUUGUAAACAGUGCGAUGUCCCCAUUAAGUAAGCAUUGCCAGAACACUUAAAUCUAAAACACAUAAGCGUCUCCAUCAGACAUCCGCACACACACCCUCUAUAAAUGGGGCCACGUUUGCCCCCCAGCAAGCACAGUAAAGUGAGACGACUCCUGUGUUCUGCAUCGGACUGUUUGGGCCUCUCAUUUGAGCUGUCAGACGAGCGCCAAUUGGAGCAGUUUUGUUCCGGUGGCGAAUACGAGAGAUUAGCUUUAGCAGCUUCAAAGCCAAAUAUAGAAAAAGGCAUGCAAGGGAUUAUAAAGAGACAUCAAAGAAUAAAGAUGGAGGAAUACAUUAAGGCGUAGUCUCGUCUUCCAUCUUUCCUUCAUGACCUUUUUUUUAGACGACUUAAAGAGGAAGAGGAGGAGGGACGGAUGCUCCAUAUUGGAAUCUCACACCAAAAGAGGGCAAACAAGACCGAAUUGUACGUAAAUUGGAGCAAAUCUUCCCAUGAGAAAUCCUGUAAACCUAAUCAGUCCAUUCCCAAAAUUUUGGGCGAGUAGAGAGUAUGGGAGCCACUUUAAUAUUUUGUAAGUUUUUUUCUUGAAUACAAAAGUGUUUCUAGUAAGGUCAUCUUAUGGGAUAUUUGGCAAAUCUGGGAACUAAAUCGUUACCAAGAAAUCUCUUCACCAAUGUGUUUAUAAAGGUGUCUAGUAACAUGUCCUAAAAAGUUGAAAUUCAACUCCUGGGGGAAAGUUCGUAAAAAACUGCACAAAGUCAGGUACCAUUAACCGAUUUUCGAAAAUUCGAAAAUGCUUAAAUUGGCCUUAAGUAACUUGUGAGGGGUCAAACUAGGGGUUCUUCAGUAUUAUGAGUUCAUUGCAAGUAUUUAUUUUUCACCAAGACCACUCCCUGGUGGAAAAAUGGCCACACUUCCUUUCCUCAUCCCGACAAUGCCCCCUAAUAAUAAAAUAAAAAAGAUAAUAGUUUAUUCUUUAAUGUUUGACCUGAUGAAUGGGCCAAGUCAGUGUUUAGUGAUGGUUGCUGUAGUUGAUUGGCAUUUCAAUGUGAGGACGUUAUGAGUUUAACAUUAGCACCAAACAUGCACCAAAACUACAAAUACUGCUACCUUAAUGGCAGGAACGAAGAUGGCAUCCUUGAUACAUCUGGCACUCUUGAUACCAUUGUGGAAGAAUCAGAUGAUCAGAUCGAUGAUGAGGUUGCAGUAGAUGCCGCACUUGAGGAUAUAUCAGUUGCGACAGCUAGUGAAAGUGAUCAGGUGGUCUCCAUGGGUGUUGAUGAAGCAAGCAAUGCAGUCACUCAGUUUGUUGGUGACAAUAUAGACUUAAACAUUGUCUCUAUUCAUGGAAACACUCCCUUGCAUUCCAUGGGUUGGAUCAAAGUAAUCUCUCCGGCACCACCUUUGCCAGAUCCGCGGACAACAGCAGCUGUCCAGAGGGUAAAAUUGAAGGCCCUUGCCAAAGCUAAGCUCCUGAAGCAAGCUGAAGUGAAUAUUCUUCCAUUCAUGAACAUGAAACAGAAGGGAAUAAACUCCAUCACGUUUCUUCCCAUUGAUGAACUCUCCUCCUCUUUGAUACAUAGCCAGCCACUCUUCACACUGGGUGAUAUACUCUGGGCAGCAGGGUGGGUGAUCAAAGCUCAGGAUCCUGACUUCCCACACACCAACUGGAAUGGAUGGAUGACGAGUAUCCAUUCAGAUAAUGUCAAGCAGAGCACACAGAUUGAUUUUCUCCCAGUCAUCGAUGGUGACCCUAAUGACCAUAACACCAUCUUCACCACUCUCAAAGAGUGCAUCCGGCUCUCUGCAGUCAAGGUCACUAUAGUGACGUUCGAUCUUCUGAUUUGGCUGAAGGCUGUGGAUAUUAUUAAGCAGGCCAAUCUACCCAUCAUUCCGAGGUUGGGCGGGUUUCAUCUGCUGAAGUUCUACCUUGGAUCCAUUGGUAACAUCAUGGAGGAUUCUGGACUACUAGAGCUGAUCCAGCUGAUUUAUCCGGGGAGUACGGCAGCUAGCCACAUCCUGGAUGGAGGGUGUUUUGACAAGGCAAUCCGUGCUCACCUCCUCAUUAGUGCAGCCAUGUAUCAGCACAUCAUGAAACAUGCCUUCACUGAGGAGGAGCUUGUUGGAAUGAGGACCUUUAUGGAGAUGGUAGCUGAUGGGAAGAUGGGAGCCAGUCACACAGAUCCAGUGGUGGUACUGUUUGAGCAGAGAUUUGAAGAAACCUUCAAAAGACUCGCCAAAGGGGGACGAACACCUGCACUCUGGGUGCAGUACCACCACAUGAUAAAUGUUAUUAAGCUGUUCAUCCGAACUGAGCGGCUUGCAGACCACGAUGGGCACCUGCAGAGCCGGCCCAAGGCAUAAGCGUACUAAGCGCUUGCUUAGGGCCCUGCGGCCACCAGGGGGCCCCCAAAAGCAAUUAACAAAAAAUUAUUAUUUUUUAUUUUUUGCAUGUAUGAGUCUGACUGAUGAUUUCUAAAUGAUCAAAGAUAUAUUAUUGUACAAAAACACAAUUUUAGGUCAACAGAGUGCUGCUGCUGAUCUAGGCAUAGUGAUUCUUCCUACCUCUCUUUAAAUGUAAAGCUGCCUCUGCUGCACCUGUGACGUUUGCCGCCUGCCGUGCAAUGCCAGUGCGCACUGGGCAUCAAAAGCGCAGAUAGAGGCAAAACAAUGUCACAAAAAAGGACAUAUCCUUCAGGUGCAGAAAAAAGGAAGAAGAAGAAAGUGGAAGAGGAGAAAAAAUGCCAUGAUAAAGGUAUGUUUGCAUGACUUGGUAAUAAAAAGUUUAUCAAAGAGAUUUGUAGCUGUAAUUAGCUUUAGCUAGGUGACGUUAGCUAGCUAGCGCGGUGCUAGCAAUAUGUUUUUAGCAUCAGGUUACUAGUGAGAUAUGUUGUUUGCACAAAUUGUUUGCAGCAGAGCACGGUAAUUUAUGUGAGUAAAAUAAACAUUAUUUUUUACAUCAACUCAUAAGUUAUGUGAAACUUCCCCAGGAGCAUUGUUAAAAUACUUUGGAGGCACAGAAUCAGCCCAGAGCCAGUCCACAUCCUCAGGCUCAACUGUGAGUGAUUAAUCAGGUCCAUCUCCAUCCUCUACAGUGCUCUCUCACACACCUCCAUCCUCUGUGCCCACUGUCCCCUCCAUGUCUGAAACCACAGCUGAUUUAUCUAGUCCUUCUUUUUUAGUCAUUGUAUAUAUUCCUCAGCAACUUCCACCACAACGUCCCCUUCACACCAUGGACCAUCAUCAGCUCCGCCAGUUGACCCAGCUGAGUGGCCUUCUUUUCUCUCAGAUUCAGACAGGACUGAGCAGGUGAUCAGAGGACCACUGUCUAUUAAGGAGAACUUUUCAUUCCCCAAACGGCAUGAUGGCCGAAGUUUUCAUUAUCAUUAUACCUACAGACAGCUAGUCAAUGGGGAAAAAGUCAAGCGUAGCUGGCUGACUUAUUCAAGAAGUAAAGAUGCAGUCUAUUGCUUUUGCUGCAAAUUAUUUUCCAAAAAGUCCUUAAAACUGGCAGCCGAGGGACAGCGGGAUUGGGUCGACAUAGGUGCACUGCUGAAACAGCAUGAAAACAGUGAAGAUCAUUGUAGCAACUUGGUGAAAUGGAAGGAAUUUGCCUUGUGUCUUUCAAAGGGGAAAACUAUUGAUGAAUUUAACUUCAGUAGACUGCGCUCUCUUUGUACAAAGUAAACAUUAAAUAUGAACAAUUAACUAAAAAUAUAAAUUAGUAAUUAAAGACUAAUAUGUACAAGACUGAUGAGACAAGAUGACACUUUUACUGUAAAUACAAAGCUUUAUCACUUGGACUGUUCAACCCCAGGCCACUCUUGUAGCUGAAUGUUUUCUACAUUUUAAGAUUAGGAACCAUAUGUGGCACUCUGGACAUCAUUCGUUCAUUCAUUGGUAUUAUUUAUGUUCUUAACUGGGCCAUCCCCAUAUCUUUAUAAAUGACAUGUCAUUUGUAAAGACAUGCCAGGCUGUCAAUAGGAUAAUGUAAACAACACUGCCAGAGCCGCAAUGAGUUUAUAGUAGGUGUGUGAAUGAUCAACAAUCAAUAUUAUUGGCAGAAAUAGAGGGCCCCAAAAUCAAAUUUUGCUUAGGGCCCCAUGGAGGCUUGGGCCAGCACUGGGCACCUGUCCUGCAUUGCUACCUGGAUGCUGGACAUCUUUGCAGCUGCAGGCCAUCAUCAGUAUGCCAAAGGUGCACGGCUGUACUGUCAACUGAUGAAGGAACUGGAAACUUUGCCUGGUUACAAGCACAGCCUUCGCUCCGUGUCUACCUACAGACUCGGGACUGGCUCCUUCUACAGAGCAUGUCUCUGGACCCCAGUGACUAUGGAUGGACAAUAGGUGUUCAUGGUUAUGAGCCAGUUCCAACUCUAGACCCCAUGGCUCCUGAAGAGCUACUCCAGUUCACAAGCUGCAAUUGCCAUGGAGAUUGCAGCAGCCGGCGAUGCAGCUGCAAAAAGAAUAGCGUCAAGUGCAUCUUGUGGAGUCUGUCAAGGCAUUACCUGCAAGAAUGCUAUUCAUGGUGAUUGCAUUUAUGAUGAAUACUCAGAGGCAGACAUUGACUCAUAAA